Molecule: messenger RNA, 1079 nt
Organism: Abrus precatorius (Indian licorice)
Lineage: Eukaryota; Viridiplantae; Streptophyta; Magnoliopsida; Fabales; Fabaceae
Product: cyclin-D1-1-like
Exons: 5
Coding region: 78-1016 (312 amino acids)
Biological process (GO): regulation of cyclin-dependent protein serine/threonine kinase activity; mitotic cell cycle phase transition
Cellular component (GO): cytoplasm; nucleus; cyclin-dependent protein kinase holoenzyme complex
Molecular function (GO): cyclin-dependent protein serine/threonine kinase regulator activity
Source: RefSeq, a predicted model, not a curated record
UUUCCUACAAUAAUGGUAUAUGUGAUAAACAUUCUAUUCAUCCAUUUUCUCUAAACACUGAAACAUUCUUAAUCACUAUGUCUGUCGACCCUCAAAGCCACCAAACUCUUGACUUGUACUGCAGUGAAGCAACUAGCGAUGUGAUUCACUUGGAUUCCGACGAGGCUUUGAAUUUGAAUUUGAAUACUCUAUCGGGUGAUUCUGAUUGUGAUGAAAGCUGUCUAUUGAGCUUAUUAGAAUCCGAACAUGAUCAGGUACAAGAACAAACAAAGUCACUAGGACAACUUCGGAAUAAAACAUGGUUGAUUAAUGCCAGACAAGAGGCCAUAAAUUGGAUCCUAAAGGUGCAUGCAUACUACAAUUUCAGACCCGAGACAGCAUAUCUUUCUGUAAAUUAUCUCGAUCGUUUCCUUUUGUCACACACCUUGAUGCAAGACAAAGCGUGGCCUAUUCAGCUGCUGUCCGUUGCUUGUCUUGCAUUGGCAGCAAAAAUGGAAGAAACAAAGGUGCCACUUCUUUUGGACCUUCAGGUGAUCGAGUCCAGGUUCCUAUUUAAGCCCAAAACGGUUCAGAGGAUGGAGCUUUUGGUCAUGGCCAGUCUCAAGUGGCGAUUGCGCGCUGUAACCCCUUUUGAUUUUGUCCAUCUUUUCAUUGCCAAGCUUGAAUUCUCUGUUUCCACAUUGGGAGAUUUAAGUUAUAUAGUUUCUCGCGUCUCAGAUGUUAUCAUCAGAACAUGUCAAGUCAUGGAUUUCUUAGAGUUUUCACCGUCCACAAUAGCAGCAUCUGCAUUGUUAUGGGUGACCAAUCAGUAUGUUGAUGACCAAAAAUCAUGCUGCUUCCACAAGAAUAUAAGCAUUGAGAUGGUGCAGAAAUGUUACAACUUAAUGAAGCAGAAGCAGAUCAUUCGCCGAUUAGAACUUUUUGGGCCAAAGACUUCACAUUUAUUGCCCCUAAGUCCUACUUGUGUGCUUGAUCAUGCAGCUAUGCAAGAAAGCCGCCAUACUCACAAGCCAUGACUUCAAGCCUUGUGAUGUGUGUCAUUAGCUAAGGAAGCUAUACCGUUGCUUUCAAUUUGUCUA